This is a messenger RNA of Globicephala melas (long-finned pilot whale), 2187 nucleotides long. RefSeq names its product regulator of microtubule dynamics 2 (gene RMDN2). The record is from RefSeq and is a predicted model, not a curated record. Gene Ontology annotation, molecular function: microtubule binding. Lineage: Eukaryota; Metazoa; Chordata; Mammalia; Artiodactyla; Delphinidae. Gene Ontology annotation, cellular component: cytoplasm; spindle microtubule; mitotic spindle pole.
GUCCUCUAGGCGUCCGCAAGGCUGGGGGCCAUCCUCCUCAGGGCGGUAGAGAGGGCUUGCAGCAGUUUACCCUGGCGCAACUCUCGCCCAGCCGGUGCCUGGGAAGUUUCAACCCCGGAGGUCACCAGUAUUUACGCGCGGGCGCCUGGCGUGGGGUGCGUGAGGAGCGGGCAGCGUACUGCCUCGGCCUGUCGGGUCCCUGCAAACGCCGAUGAGUUUCUGCCGGAGACACUUGCUCGCUUCUCACCUGGGCUCCCUGGGUCUUUCUUACCUUUGAAACUUCAGCAAACGUUUUUGUUUUGAACAGAUUCUCCACCUAUUUUACACAAAAUGAAGGCUAGAUUUUCAGUGGGACAAACAUUUGCAAAUAAGCCAAACAUCAGGGAGCCCUAAAUGAAAAAGAAAUUAUAAAAUAGGAAAAAAAAAUGAAAACCGAAAGAAAUAAACAAAAACCAGGAAAUGCCUCGUUCCACAAACAAAGAAAUGAUACUUGGCAUCAUGGUGGGAACUACUGGAAUCAGCUUGCUGCUUCUGUGGUACCACAAGGUUCGUAAACCAAGGACAGCAAUGGAUUUACCUAAAUUUCUUUCUCUGGGUAAUUCAGUUGAUUUGAUGCCUUUGCAAGAUGAAAUGCCUAAUGGCCAAGGAACAACAGCGAUCUUUCAAGGAAGGCAACUUCAGAUAUUGGAGAAGUUAAAUGAAUUACUGACAAAUAUGGAAGAACUCAAAGAGGAAAUCAGAGUUCUUAAAGAAGCCAUUCCAAAGCUGGAGGAAUAUAUCCAAGGCGAACUUGGAGGGAAGAUAACUGUUCACAAGAUAAGUCCUCAACACAGAGCUAGAAAAAGAAGGCUUGUCACAGUUCAAAGUUCAGCAACAAGUAAUAGUUCAGAGGAAGCGGAAAGUGAAGGAGGGUAUAUUACAGCUAAUACUGAUACCGAAGAACAGAGUUUUCCACUCCCUAAGGCGUUUAACACUCCUGUAGAGGAAUUAAAUUUAGAUGCCCUUAUUCAGAGGGCUGAUAAUUUACGUAUGAAUGAGUCCAGGAAAAUGGAGAGUUUUGAACUACUUUGUGACCACAAAGAAAAGUUUAGGGAUGAAAUAGAGUUUAUUUGGCGGUUUGCUCGUGCCUAUGGAGACAUGUAUGAGCUAUCUACAAAUGCACAAGAAAAGAAGCAUUAUGCUAAUAUUGGAAAGACAUUAGGUGAAAAAGCUAUUACUAGAGCACCCAUGAAUGGACAUUGUCAUCUAUGGUAUGCGGUUUUGUGUGGCUAUGUAUCUGAGUUUGAGGGCUUACAAAACAAAAUUAACUAUGGAUAUCGCUUCAAGGAGCAUCUAGAUAAAGCAAUCGAAUUUUUACCUGAAGAACCCUUUUUGUAUUACCUCAAGGGAAGAUACUGUUACACUGUCUCAAAACUGAGCUGGAUUGAGAAAAAAAUGGCUGCUACUCUGUUUGGGAAAAUACCAUCUGCAACUGUACAAGAAGCUUUGCAAAAUUUCCUUAAGGUCGAAGAACUACACCCUGGGUUUUCUAAGUCCAAUUACAUGUUCUUGGCCAAGUGUUAUAUUGAUCUUGAACAAACAGAUACUGCUGUGAAGUUCUGUAAUAUGGCAGUGUUGCUUCCUUGUGUUACCAAAGAGGAUAAAGAUGCACAGAAAGAGGUGAAAAAAAUAAACACUUCCUUGAAGAGGGUAAUGUGCUCAGAUAUCAAGGCAAAACCACGUUUCUGCAGAAGGCAUUCCACUAGUAGCACUACAAAACUAAUCAUGUUAUUUGGAGGAAUCUAUUUCCUAUAAUGUCACUACAAAAUGAUCUUUAAACAUGUAUGCUUUAAAUUUUUCCUAUUAAACUAUAGUCUUCAGAAUAAAAUAUUUAAGUCAAUUCAAUAAAAUGAACUCAAGUGAGUGUUUUAUUGCUGCUUCAGUGGUAACUUUACAAAACAAAACAGUUUCAUUAACGUGAAUGAAAAAUGGAAAAAAAGGCAAAGGACAUGAACGAGUUGUUGAUAGGAGAGGAAAAACAAAAGGGGAAAUAUAACUAGUAAUUUUAAAAAUGUGAAGAAAAUUACAAUAAGAUACUGUUUUACCAUCAAAUUAGCAAGGAUUUCUUUUUUUCUUUAAAGAAACGUUCAGUGCUGGCAAUGAUGCCAUGAGAUGGACCAUUCUCAUACACUGCUGCUGGGAGGGCAU